AUGGGACAGCAUUUGAGCUUGAAAAGGCGUCGCAACAUGAGCACAGGUGCUGCUACUGCUGCUUCUAUUACAUCUGCAACCUCUAUUACUACCACUGUCGGUACUGCUAAUGCUGUUGAGAGCGAGAAACUUAGCUACAAAUCUUUUGUGGUGUCAAGUCCACGAGCAGAAGCAGCAGACGAUGACGACACCAUUGAUGAACCUCCAAAAAUACAACAAGGAAACCGGCGACGCCUUGCAGUUAGCGCAGAGGUACCCGAUGAAAAUGAAGCCGCAAAUUAUGAUAAGGUAGUGAUACCUAAAGAUGACGAAACUCGGAGGGCACUGGAAGCAGCAAUGUGCAGAAAUAUCCUCUUUUCACAUCUUGAAGGAGAUGAACAAAAAGCUAUAUUUGAUGCCAUGUUUCCUGUUGAAAAGAAAAAGGGAGAAACUAUCAUUGAGCAGGGAGAGGAAGGCGAUAAUUUCUAUGUGAUUGAUUCCGGUGAAGUAGAUGUAUUUGUAAAUGGUGAAUAUGCAUUAUCUAUCAAAGAAGGUGGUAGUUUCGGUGAACUCGCUCUAAUUUACGGAACUCCGCGGGCAGCAACGGUAAUUGCCAAGUCCGAUGUAGUGAAAUGUUGGGCGAUUGAUCGUAUUACCUAUCGGCAGAUCCUCAUGGGAUCCACAAUGCGAAAGAGGAAGCUAUAUGAUGAAUUUCUGUCGAAAGUACAAAUACUAUCUGAUCUCGACAAAUGGGAGCGAGCGAAUGUUGCUGAUGCUUUAGAGAGAUGCGAUUUCGAUCCAGGAACGCGUGUUGUUGAACAGGGACAUCCUGGUGAUGAAUUCUUCAUCAUUGUGGAAGGACAGGCAGAUGUGUUGCAGAAGCGAAGUGACGAUGCACCUUUUGAAAUCGUCGGACAUUUGUCUUCAUCAGAUUAUUUUGGAGAGAUAGCGCUCCUUUUAGAUCGACCUCGAGCUGCAACCGUAAUUGCAAAAACACCUUUGAAAUGUGUAAAAUUAGAUCGAGCACGAUUUGAACGUGUAAUGGGACCAGUGCGUGAAAUCUUGAAAAGGGAUGUGUCAAAUUAUAAUUCGUAUGUCAAGCUGAUGACAUGA
Cercopithifilaria johnstoni is the source of this 1092-nucleotide messenger RNA. NCBI's taxonomy places the organism in Eukaryota, Metazoa, Nematoda, Chromadorea, Rhabditida, Onchocercidae. The record is from the annotation of a GenBank genome assembly.